CAAGAAAGAAACCAAAACCGAGCCACUACUCUUUGGUGAAUUUUGCAAUUGAACUUUAGGGUUUAUGGUUAAGCACAAGUCACUAGAUAAAAUAGAAAGUGUUCCGGAGAGGGAUUAGUUUAGUCGCUUGCUUGCUCCAAGAGAAUUUUCAGAGAAAAAGGUUUGACGACAGUUGCGGCUAUGGCGGCGAAUCUCCAAGACGGUGUUUCCGAUGACUUUGACUACGAACAUUGGUCUCCAAUGGCGGAAACUAGACUGAUGGAGAAUGGAGUUUGGGAUGUUGUUCAAAACGGAGUCUCGCCAAAUCCAACGAAGAUUCCAGAGUUAGCGGCGACUAUCAACUCUAUAGAUCUUGCACAAUGGAGAAACCGUGUGAUCAAAGACAACAAAGCGCUUAAGAUAAUGCAAUCUUCUCUCCCAGAUUCGGUUUUCAGGAAAACUAUCUCUAUUGCUUCGUCCAAGGAUCUUUGGGAUUUGCUCAAAAAAGGUAACGAUAACAAAGAAGCUAAGCUACGUAGAUUAGAGAAACAAUUCGAGAAGCUUAUGAUGUACGAAGGAGAACCAAUGGAUUUGUACUUGGAGAGAGUUUUGGAAAUCACUGAAAGGUUCGAAGUUUUGGGAAAUCCGAUAUCCGAUGGUAAGGUUAUCGCCAAGCUGUUGACCUCGCUGACAUGGUCAUAUGAUGAAUCUAUUCCUGUGUUGGAGGAAUUCAUGACUUUGCCUGAUCUGACUCUUUGUGAUCUUCUUAAGGCUUUUGAACUGUUUGGAUCACAUCCUGAAACUAUGCCUCAGGAGUUGAUGAAGUUCAUUAACAUUCUUAGAAAAGCCCACUCUGAUCGGUUGCCGUGUGGUGGGUACGAGAAGAACAAUCACAACCAAGAAGACUGGUAUUACAACCCUUGUGUAGUGAAUUCGAGUGGAGCCAGUCAAUUUAGAGGCCAAUGCUUUCGAUGUGGAGGACAAGGGCAUUAUGCAAGAGAUUGCGGCAACACUAGGAAUCUGCAACCGGCAGCAACACAACAAGCUCGGAUCCAAAAACCUGAGCAUCUGAUGUUAGGGGUAACUGUUGGUGGUAUCACAUUUGAUGAGGAUAUGUGGAUGAUGACAGACCAAGGCUGUUCAGUAACAAUGGGAGGAGGCAAAUGCAUUAUGAAGAAUCACACUGGUAAAGUAUUUGGAGAAGCCAUGUUGGAAGAAACAGGAUAUGUAAUGCGUUUGCAGCGGCAGAUCUUGGCCGUAGGCAUUGUGACACAAACUUGUGCGUAUUUCUUCUUGGCCGCCUCUGUCCCUCGCUUGGGCUCUUCUUCUUCAGCCAUGGCUACUUUAGCCAAAGAACAAACCGCUGCUGCUGCAGCCGUGAACAUGAGGUCCCUCCUCAUUGUGGUGCUGCUCUGUUCCUUGACUUCUAAGCUGGGUGUGUUGUCGCUCGUGGAGGCUUUGACUACCGAGAGCCUUCGUCCGCUGGUGGCUGAGGGAAGCUUGGCGACGGCCGGGAGGAAGGUAGCGGUCAUGGUCAUCGAUGCCAUUGCUUGAUAGUUGAUUGAAUCCUACGUUUGAUCUUUCUCUCUUUCUCUGGUUGGCUCUUGGUUAAUGGUUUGUGAGCUGAUGGGAAUGUGUUUAAGAAGUUGGGUAAUUUGAGUUUGUGGAAUUGUGGAGAAAUGAUAUCCAUUUCCUUAUCCACAUAUGAUUUUCGUGCAAAUGGGUUCUUGCCACGUGUCAUGUUCUAUCUUUUGUUAAGAAGAACCAUGAAAAAAAAAAGUGUACAGAGAUACUUUUGUUGUGGAGUCCACAUGUGGGUCCAUCUUUUUACUCUAUGAUAUAAUCGACUACUCUUUCAUAAACACAUCUUUGUAAA
Molecule: messenger RNA, 1855 nt
Organism: Arabidopsis arenosa
Lineage: Eukaryota; Viridiplantae; Streptophyta; Magnoliopsida; Brassicales; Brassicaceae
Source: the annotation of a GenBank genome assembly